Molecule: messenger RNA, 2967 nt
Organism: Melampsora larici-populina 98AG31
Lineage: Eukaryota; Fungi; Basidiomycota; Pucciniomycetes; Pucciniales; Melampsoraceae
Exons: 10
Coding region: 1-2967 (988 amino acids)
Biological process (GO): protein K11-linked ubiquitination; positive regulation of mitotic metaphase/anaphase transition; anaphase-promoting complex-dependent catabolic process
Cellular component (GO): anaphase-promoting complex; nuclear periphery
Source: RefSeq, a predicted model, not a curated record
AUGUCAUCAGAACUCUUCGCACUUCUCUCUCAUCGUACCCUUCCAUCUGAGCAUCAUCUCAAUGUCAACUCAUGCUGUCCCACAAUGGACCUGGCAGUCUUCACCUGCCCAUCUGCCGCCACCGUUGCCGGUACACCGAUCACUUCGACAGAGGUUCCUCGACCCAAAAGCGCGAGUUUCGAUACUUUGACAUGCUACCGCUUGGGAAACUCUACUCCGACGGUCUGGUCGGUAGUCGUCAACCAGUUCUUUACCGGAUCUAUGCCAUGCUGCGAUCCCUCCAGUCGACACGUUCAGGUCGACCCAGCUGCACGAUACGAUCAAAUUACAGCUUUGCAUUGGAGUCCAGACGGACAAUUCCUCGCAGCUGCUUUGGGCUCGAGCUCAGGUACCCGACCCCCAGCAUUGAUCCUCUUGAGCGUUCAUGAUGGCCAAUUGCUAGUCCCGCCAACUAUCAUUCCGGAAGAAUCCACUUCGACUGAGCAUCCCCGAUCAUCUACGGUCAAAAAUCCAGACCGAAGCAUCCAUUUCGCUGCUUGGCUGCCUUUGGAUUCACCUGACAAAUCGUCACGUCACACCGAAGCAGAAAAUUGGCAACUGAAAUCGACCGGGGAAGCUAUAUGCGAUAAUCUUCCGGCUAAUUUACCUGUUCGGCCGAUGUUGGAUUUGGAAAUGCUGAAUAAUGAUUUGGGAGCCGUGUCUACGUCUGAUGCAACCGGGAAAGCAAAAUCAUCCUCUUCAAUCCAGUUUCCACCUUCGUUGUUCAAGGGGAACCAAGCGCAUCCAAAAACCGGCGUAAAUUCUCUGCUUAUCCUAUCUUCGCACCGUGACCGAAUCCACUUUUUCAUCAAUGGCACUGUCUAUUUGGGAAGCACGACUCUACCUGAUAAUGCUCAACUGAGAAGUGUACGACUUAUGGCUCUCGAUCCAUCUGUCGUGCCUGACACCCAGGCACUUCCACCUAGACACCUGGGUUCAAUCCGUUUACAGUUGUUCUGGCUUACGCUUGAGGGUACUAUCAGUUAUGGUCACCUGGACAUGAGAUCCGCUUGUAUCCCGCGUGUAGCAUCUGGAAACGUACCCCUGCCCAUCGACAGCCCCUUUGUUUCGAAGCCGACGUUGGCCGUCUUGGGAGUUCGCUCGCAGGAACUAGAUCAACAAAUCAGGCUUUCUCAUUCCAUACAUGGCUUGUUGAGGGAUUGUCUAUUUGGAUAUUUCAGCAUCAUCAAGGAAUGGCGGCUGUGUAGGUCUGGAGCUCAAAAAUGGUACGACAGCUUUGAUGAAAUCAGCAAGGCACAUGGCGGUAGGGUCCCCCUUUCGUUACAAUAUCCCAUCAUGUUGCAAUUGUGGCCAAGCACAGCCAUGAUAAGAUCAACUCGUCUAACUGUUGGAUGUGACUCUUCUAUGCUUCAAUUAUUAUUUCUCGGUCAAGCUUCUGAAGGCUUACGUGACUUUUUGGGGACAAAGACAGCUGAAAGAGUUUUUUCAAAGUGGGAAUUCGCUAGUGCUGGUGGCAUGAGUAGAAUACGCUGCGCAGUUGUUGAGUUGCUGGUUCCCAAUCUAGAGAGACUCUUUGUGUUGGUCACGGAGUUCAGAAAUCAUGUAUAUCCAGAUAUUGCGCAGCCAAAGCUGAUUGAGGAUUCGAAUUUUGAAGCAUUGUUGCUGGUCGAAGCAUUACUCAAGCAAUUGUUAUUCUCUGUACACGAUCUGGAUCAUCAGCUUGAACGAGAAGAAUACGCAUACAAGGAAUUUUGCAAGUGGCUAAGGUCUGCUGAAAACGCGGCUGGUCCACCCAACAGACCACCAAUCACAUACGACUUUAUGACUGUCAGUAAGUUCAUCCAACGUGGAAAUACCAACGAGCUCGAUCAGGUUAUAUUCAGUCAACAAGCUGGCGAUGACAAUGAUCAUGUGGCUUUGCGACUGCAACAUCAUCACCUCAUUCAAGAAUACUACGAAAGUCUUUUUGAUAUCAAUGGACCCCAAACACGAGAACAGCACAAGACAAGACUUGACGAUCUGCUGAAUCAAAUAGGGAAUCAUGAACCACACUUACCCUACUCUGGAGUGCUGCCAGUCUCUCAGCCCCAUAUCAGCUCUACUUUGCCUAUUCAUGCUACACCUGAUACUAGCCACUUUCAAAUAAACCCGAACCAGGAUUUUCAGACUCCCGGUGUUUUAGCUCACUUGACCAACCGAGAUGAAGCAAGCUUGACACCUUCCAAUAUACUUCCUCAUUGCUUGCGUCGGCAGACGGUUUCUUCAGAAAGUUCUCCACCUAAUCUAAAACUGAAUGAAACUCUUACGACACAAGGCGGGACUUUGAGUUCUCGGGGAAUCUACGCUAAUUUAAUGUCAUGCUCGAGUUAUCUUUCUGAUGUGAUGACAAGUAUCUUUGAAAGGAUUGGAUCAAAUCUGACAGUGGACGUGUUCAAGAAUAAACCUAAUUUGCCUAAUACUCCCAAAAAGUUGUUGUGUUCGCGUUAUGUGGAUUCCUGUCAAUACUUUGCAUACCUGGGUAGAGAGGAUCAGAUUGAUGUGCGUAGGAUCCGGGUCAAUGUGUCACCUGAUCAAUCACAAACAUUUGAGGAUGCACAGGCGUCAGUCAUGUGCCGGCUCGCUGGUAAGGGAGAUGAGACACUCGAGCACGUCAUCGUUCUCGAUUUGGCAUUCUUCGAUGAUCUCGAACUAGUGGUCUUGGGGCAGCUAGGGACAGCUACUCGUUACGUGCUUCUCACAAUCCGGUAUCCGCAGCUCUUCGACGGAAAAACAGACGUGUUGGAAUGCUUACCGAUAUAUAGAUUACAUCAACUUCAAUCAGAAUAUUCACCAGAACAAAUCAGUUUGAAUGGAAACAAAGGACGUAGAACAGGAUGUGUGAUAUCAGGAAAAGGUAGAGUUUUACAUGUGUUUGAUAUGGAAGAUGAAGAAGGAAGUGAAGAUGUAGAGAUGGAAAAGGAUGAUUGA